Chlorella variabilis is the source of this 3999-nucleotide messenger RNA. RefSeq lists its product as hypothetical. The record is from RefSeq and is a predicted model, not a curated record. Gene Ontology annotation, cellular component: nucleus. Gene Ontology annotation, molecular function: methyltransferase activity. The coding region runs from base 1 to 3999 and encodes 1332 amino acids. The transcript has 20 exons. NCBI's taxonomy places the organism in Eukaryota, Viridiplantae, Chlorophyta, Trebouxiophyceae, Chlorellales, Chlorellaceae.
AUGUCGACUCCCGGGGGAUCGGCAGGGCCCAGCAGGCGCUCGCAGCGGUCGAUCCAUCGUGGGGCAGGAGGGCCCUCUAUCUAUACCAGCCAGCUGAUCCGAUACAACGUGACUGACGUCAGGGGUCAGCCGGUCAGCGAUAGAGAGUUACUGAGGAGCGGCACCAGCGCCCUAGCGCCCAGCGGCGGCAGCAGGAAGCGGCCUUACCUCGGCAGCAGCGCCGCACGACAGCAACUUGGCUCCAGGCCACCCCGCCUGACAGGCGGCAACGGCGCUGGCCGGCGCACAGCGGUGGCUGGUACCGCGGCGGCAGCACCACCCAACGGCCGUGUUCGCGGCGGCCCUGCUGCAGCGGCGACCCACAGCAGCGAUACCAUCAGCGUUGAGACCGCAUCCAGCUUCAGCAGUGGCGCAACCAGCAGCCCCAGCAGGGGCAGCACGGGCACCGAAUCCGAGCCUGCGCCUGCCCUGGUCCCGACGCCCCUCUCAGCCAGCGAGCCGGCAGCAGCAGGCGUGGGGCAGGGACUGGCGGAGCAGCCAGCGCAGCGCCUGGAGCAGGCGCUGCGGCCCGGCCCGGAGCACGGCGCAGAUGAGGGUCUUCAGGAUGACUCGUUCCUUCCCCCAUGGGACGCGAAUGAGCCGUCCCUGGGCAGCGGCGGCGCCCAGCUGGCUGCCGCCAGCGGCCAUUCAUCUGGAUGCGUGGAGGGCGGGGACGGGCCUGCCGGUGAGGAAACCAGCGCACGCAGCGGCGGGAGCGGCGCCACCAGCGGCAGCUGCGGCUCGGGACCAGCAAGGUCCAGGGGACGGCGUGCGGCGGUGCGGCGCAGCGGCCAGCGGCGCGGCCUCGGCGCCGCGUCACAAGCUGCGGCUGGGCAGGCGGGGGCCUCUGCUGAGGAUGAGGAGGAGGAGGGUGACGACUCUGAUCCGCUGGUCAAUCAACGGGACUGGAAGCUGGAAGCGUUUGGGGAGGACACCAGCAGCCAGGGGCGCAUCAUCCGGGAGCAGCUGCGGCGAGUGGGCCACAGGGGCAUGCUCAUGUGGCGGUCUGUGAAGUUUUUGGAGAGCCCAGACGACUCCACACGCUUUGUCACCUACAGGUACUGCCCAGAUGUACCGACGGAAUCCUAUGACGGCACUCCCGCCUGGUUCCCCGCCACCCCACACCCACCACGGCCUUCGUAUACACCCGCCGCCGGCCUGCUGUGCAGCGUGGGGGACAGUGUGGUGCUGCCCUGGGAGCGGGAGCACGAUCGGCGCGAGCCAGUGGCCCCUGCUGUCAUCCUGGCCUUUGUGCAGCGGGCGGAUGGGUUGGUGGUGACGGCGCUGCGCUGGGCCGACUUCUGGGAAGAUAUUGUGGGCAAGCCGGAUGAUCCGGUGCCCAUCCCAGACGACGAGGCGCUGCGCGGCCAGAACCGCAUCUUCAUCCACAAGGUGGACCUUGCAAACCCGGACCAUCUGCGCUUCAUGUACAAUGAAGGCACGCCUGCGUACAUCAUCCAAGGCCACUGCAAGAUGAUGCACAGGGCUGAUGUGGAAGAGGCGUAUGGCAGCGUUGAGGAGUAUGAAAAGCAGGAGGAUGUGUGGGUGCCGCUAGCAGGCAGCCUGGGCCAGCACGCUAUUGAAAUAGCUGCCCUGCAUUCAUCUACCUCUGAAGCCGAUGAGUUGGGGAUGGUGGACGUGUUUGGCGGCGCGGGCUGCGUGUCCCUGGGCUUCAAGAAGGCCGGGUUCCAGUGGGUGUUUGGCGUUGAGCAAGACAAGGAUGCAUUCACAGCCUACUCCCGCAACUUGUAUGAAGACUGCUAUAGGGAGCAGCCUGGCUCGGUGGCCUUCAGGCCGCAGCCACUGGCAGAGCGACGGGUGCACCACCAGGCGCUGACCACCGUGCGCCCUGCCGCGGAGCUGUCCUUGCAGGCGCUGGCAGACACCAAGGCGGGCAAGCCGGGCUACCCAAGGCCCGGCCAAGUGGCGCACCUCCACUUCUCGCCGCCCUGCCAGGAUCUUAGCUCGAUCAACAAGAAACCCACCCUGGAGGACGUGAAAUUGAAGGUCCUGGCCAUUGCUGACCAGUACUUCCGAGCCGUUUUCCGCGUGGCGGGCCCAGGCACCGACAAGGUGACGGUCAGGCCGUGGCUGCGGGUUUGUGCAGGCCUCCUUCGGAUGGGCUACCAGGUGGACUGGCGCUUGCUGCUGGCAACCAACUUUGGAGCAGCCAACCACCGCCUGCGCUGCUGGAUGCUGGCUGCACAGUCGGGCUACGAGCUGCCGCAGCCGCCAGUGCCCCGCUACUUCACACAUGCCGACAAAGUGUGCUACGCCCGCUUGCCUGGAUACGACGACCGCAUGUUGGACUCGCUGGGGGACAAGGACGAGGGCGGCUGGAAGUCCCUGCUCGUCAUUGCGCAGGCACGACGCUGCCGCAUGCAGUCCAUCCAGCCUGAGUCGCUGCCGGCGGCGGUGACGGUGGAGGAGGCGAUUGGCGACCUGCCAGCGCUGGUCGGCCUGGGCGGCGGGCGGGGCUGGGGCGACAUGCGGUAUCCCGACCCCUCCGGCAAGCCGUACCCUUGGAAGGAUGCGGCACCCACUGUGUGCAGCAAGGACAAUGCCGCGCUCUGCCCCUGCAUUCACCCCAAAGAGCAACGCGUGCUGUCAGUACAAGAAAAAAUGCGGUUGCAGGGCAUCCCCGAUAGCUUCCACCUGGCAAGCUACCUCAGCAAGCAGUACCUCCAAGUCGGCAAUGCGGUGCCUGUGCCAAUGGCUGUCGAGAUUGCGUCUGUAUGCUUCAAGGCGCUAACGGGGCAGGAUCCACCCUACCAGCUGCCCCUGCUCAAGGGAUUUGUAGGCGGGGUGCCGAACCCGGAGCGCGCUGCGCCGCAGCGGGUGCAGCAGGCUCAGCAGGCGCAGCAGGCGCAGCAGCAGGAGGACGAGGCCGAUGCGGCAGCAGGGGCAAGUCCAGGCCCGGGAUCGAGGCAGGAUGCGCAGCAGCAGGCGGCAGGUGCCCGCCUGGCUGCGGCAGCAGGGCGCAACCGCACCAUUGAGCAGGGGACAGCUGGAAAGCGACGCAAGCGGCACCAGCCCGCCAAUGCUGCUGCUGUCGCUGCGGUAGAGCGCAAGGAGAGGGCAGAAGAGGCUGCCGCAAAGACGCAACGGCAGGAGCGCGAGCUGCGUCACCUGCGGCGGCGGCAGGGGCUGCCAGGUGGCGGCCAGCAGCAGGGGCAGCAGCAGCAAUCUGUCCAAGUGGUUAUUGACCUGCUCUCCGACAGCGAGGAGGAGGAGCAGGGCAGCAAGGGGCAGCUGCUGGAGGUGGGAAGCAGCGAGGAGCGGCAAGAGGAGCGCGCGGACAGCGAGGAGGAGGGAGAUAGCCAGCAGGGCAGCGAGGAGGGCGGCACUCCCACCCUGCUUCCUCAGGAGCAGCAGCCACCGGAGCAGCAGCAGGAGGCAGAUGGGAAGGAAAGGGAGGAAAAGGGGGGAGAGCAGCAGCAGCCAAAGCAGCAGCCAGAGCCACAGCCGCUGCACGCGGAGCAGCGGCGCCAGCCCGCCCCAUGCCAGGGCCGGCAGCAGCAGGCGGAGCGGGAGGAGCCGCAGCCGCUGGUUCCGCUCGCCGCGGCCCAUGUGAAAGCUGAGCCUGUGGAGCAGGCGCCGCAGCAGCGGGUCUCCUCAUCCGACAGCGUCAUUGACUUGGUCUCCAGCGAGGAGGAGGAGGAGGAGGAGGAGCGGCAGCAGCUGCAUCAGGGGCGCCUGUCACCAGGCAGCAGCAUCACUGCCGUGAGCUCGGCUGCAGCAGGCGUCAGAGCCAGUAGGCGCAGUGCUGGGGUGCACCGGCCGGGCGCACCGGCUGCGCUGCGGGGUGGAGUGCCUGCUGCUGACGCCGCGGCUGGCCACCUGGCAGCGGCGGCGGCAGCCAAGCUGGCAGCGGCGGCCGAGGCCGUGGCUCGCGUCAGAGAACACUUUGGCAGCAGGGCAGCCAGCCCCGCCCAUUGGGGCCCAGUGCAGCCUGCCUAG